Messenger RNA from Odocoileus virginianus texanus, 2085 nucleotides. The record is from RefSeq and is a predicted model, not a curated record. NCBI's taxonomy places the organism in Eukaryota, Metazoa, Chordata, Mammalia, Artiodactyla, Cervidae.
UAUAAACUGUGUGACCUCAGUGACAUUGUUGAGCCACCGAACAAGCCUUGGAACCACUAUGUCUAAGCUUCUUGAUUAGGACACUUAACUUAGCCAGAAAGACAGCUAGUCAAUGGCAGAUCACGUGUGCUUUCCAGUUAUGAUGAAAACGAAGACCAAGGCUACCUGGCACCUUUGUCAAUCACACACAGGGUUUCGGGAUGAGGAGAGACAGACAAUAAGGAAGCAGACAUCUUUCACAUGCAGUGUGUUAUCACAAAGUGAUAGAUGCAAUGAAGAACUGAAGAACAGUGAUAGCUGCAAUGAAGAAAAGCAAAGUACAAUGAAAAUACAGCGAGUGAUGAGAUGUUUUAGGUGCUUCCAGAAGUCAGAGUGGCUGUUCACAGAUCAACACAUUCUCAAGGUGCGUUACCCCAAAUUCAGAGUAUCAGAAGACUGCCUGUACCUUAACAUCUACGCACCGGCUCAUGCAGAAACCGGCUCCAGGCUCCCGGUCAUGGUGUGGCUCCCCGGCGGCGCCUUCGAGACUGGCUCAGCGUCCAUCUUCGAUGGGUCCGCCCUGGCUUCCUAUGAGAACGUGCUGGUUGUGACCAUCCAGUACAGACUAGGAAUAUUUGGCUUCUUCAACACAGGGGACAAGCAUGCGCUGGGGAACUGGGCCUUCAUGGACCAGGUGGCUGCCCUGAUGUGGGUCCAGGAAAACAUUGAGUUCUUCGGUGGGGACCCAGGCUGCGUGACCAUCUUCGGCGAGUCAGCAGGAGCGAUAAGUGUUUCCAGCCUUAUUCUGUCCCCCAUGACUGAAGGCUUAUUCCACAGAGCCAUCAUGGAGAGUGGGGUGGCCAUCAUCCCUUACCUGAAGGCCCCUGAUCACGAGAGGAAUGAUGAUUUGCAGACAAUUGCAAGUAUUUGUGACUGCAGCGCGUCAAACUCCGUGGCUCUGCUGCAGUGCCUGCGGGCAAAGUCCUCCAAGGAGUUGCUGAGCAUCAACCAGAAAACCAAGUCUUUCACUCGAGUGGUUGAUGGCCUUUUCUUUCCUAAUGAGCCGCUAGACCUGUUGGCUCAAAAAUCAUUUCAUCUUGUUCCUUCCAUCAUCGGAGUCAAUAAUCACGAGUGUGGCUUCCUGCUACCCAUGAAGGAGUUUCCUGAGAUCAUUGGGGGCUCCAACAAGUCCCUUGCCCUGCAACUGAUACACUCAAUGCUGCACAUCCCUGUCCAGUAUUUAUACCUAGUGGCUAAUGAAUAUUUCUACAACAUGCACUCUCUGGUCGAUAUACGAAAUCGCUUCCUGGAUUUGCUUGGAGAUGUGUUCUUUGUGAUCCCUGGGCUGGUCACAGCUCAAUAUCACACAGAUGCUGGUGCCCCUGUCUACUUCUAUGAGUUUCAGCAUCAGCCCCAGUGCUUGAAGGACAGGAAGCCACCUUAUGUCAAGGCUGAUCACACUGAUGAAAUCCGCUUCGUCUUUGGAGGCGCCUUCCUGAAGGGCAACAUUGUCAUGUUUGAAGAAGCCACAGAGGAAGAGAAAGAGCUGAGCAGGAAGAUGAUGAGAUACUGGGCUAACUUUGCUCGGACUGGGAAUCCUAAUGGGAAAGGUCUGCCUCUGUGGCCGGCCUACAGGCAGUCUGAGGAAUACUUGCAGCUGGACUUGAACAUAAGCGUGGGACAGAGACUGAAAGAGGAGAUCAACUGGAUCAAAGCGGUGCCCUAUUAACAUUACUGUCCUUUUGAUCUACAAAUUCACUUCUGGAAGAUCACAUCACUUCUUCAACAGUCCAGACGAUCUUGAAUUGAAUUACUAAAUCAAACCCAAACAAAACUAAGAGAUUAAUCAGUCUUCACCUGUGAAUUUCCUCUCAUCCAGCAGAGGGCAGCAAUGUAAAAGGGGAAAAAAUUUCCCUUCCCUCAGGGCUCCUGGGACGCAGGUGCUGUGAUAAUGCUAGAGCUUAGGAGGAAAAGAAAACCAUACAAAAUAUGGCCCUUUGCGCUGUGGACCUUUCUGCCUGACCGCCCAAAGCCUGUUCCUCCUCCCUGUCAGCCUCUGGUCUUGGCCACGAGUCAUGGGCUCCCCCUCCUGGCAGAGGUGGGGUU